Paramecium octaurelia is the source of this 1271-nucleotide messenger RNA. The record is from the annotation of a GenBank genome assembly. NCBI's taxonomy places the organism in Eukaryota, Ciliophora, Oligohymenophorea, Peniculida, Parameciidae.
AUGUCAAAGAAAAGAAAGAAUAGUUCAUCUUCAUCAUCAUCCUCGUCUUCAUCUUCCUCUCCGGAGAAAAAGAUCUUUAUUAACCAAUGUGACAAGUAUAAGGAAGAGAGAUAGUCAGAAAUUCGGAUACAUUUCUACUUCAAAGAUUUGUAUAUUGGAGGAUUGCGAGAAGAUGAAUUUUUGUUUUAUUUACAUGGACGCAUUUAAAAGGCUGUAAGAAUCUCUCUUUCUAAAAGAGGGGCCAUGCGAUUUGUUACAAAUUAGCUCAAUUAAUAAGGAAACACAAACUAUUGAUGUAGCUGUGGGAUUCAAAUAUGAUGACGAUGCGCUCAAAGUUUAUUAGGGAAAGGUCUCCAUUAAAACGAGGGAUAAGCUUAUCCCAGUCUUAUCCAAAGUCUACAACGAAAUGCUCAAAGAACAAGGACAUAUAAUGAAAGAAUAAUAGAGUGAUUAUCGCAAGUCCCAAUAGAAAGAAUUGUCCCGUGAAAAGGAAAAACCCCAACAGUACAUCCCCACUUAUAAUUGUAUCAAAUUAACCAAUUUAGAUAACAUAUCGAAAGAAUAACUAUACAUCUUCGGGAUACCCAAGGAGUUUACAAUCGACGAGUGCAUAUCCGAGAUUAAGCAGAUCUAUGACUUAGUGGUCAAGCCUGAGGGAAUCUUUCGAUCUGAGAAGGUCGGAGACAUUACAUAUGAAUAUUUGGAAUUGCAAGUGGAAAGAAUACCUUGCCAACAGAUUCUGAAGAAGUAGCCAUUAGUCCUAAAGGACAUCUCUCUGCUAUGUGUGUAAAAGAAGAAGCGAACAGACCCUUUUAAUGAGGUAUUGAAACCUUAUUCGGUCAUCCUGAGUGGCAAAGUAAAUUUAUCAUAAGUUUAUGCUCAUAUGACUACCUUAGGAGGUGUAUUAUUUCAUUAAAUUAGGUAAUUAUUUAUAUAUAUAGAAAAAACAAUAGUGAUUCCAAGUAUUGUGUGAUCAUGCAGAGUGAGUAAUCAGUCACCGACUUGAAAUUGCCCUGCAGUAUAGAUAUUCAGAAGGUAUAAUGUUAAGUCAUUCAAAAUUCUGACUUUACCAUGUAAAUGCCAAGACCCAAUUUGAAUGAAACCACAUAUCAUAAAAUUUAAGAGUUCAAAAAGAAACAAGAGGAAAUGAAAUUGGCGCGGUUACAUUCAAGUUCGAGCUCGAGCUCAAGUUCCAGCUCAAGUUCAAGUUCUAGAAGUAGAAGUAGAAACAAAAAGAAGAAGAAAUACCAUCACAAAAAAAAGCAUUGAGG